Messenger RNA from Durusdinium trenchii, 885 nucleotides. The record is from the annotation of a GenBank genome assembly. Lineage: Eukaryota; Dinophyceae; Suessiales; Symbiodiniaceae.
AUGCUCCAGCAUGGUCUUGCAGUUAAACUUCGCACGAACAUCCCUUCACCUACCAGAAGCAGCGAUGGAAGAACAUCACUGCUACAGACAGGCAUGAAGAGACCUGCGUCAGAACUAGAGAGGGUAUCGCAAACUGAGCCUGAGUUGGCUGGUGAUGCUGGUGAUGCUGGUUGUGAAAGCAACCCAUUUGCGGGUAUAUCUUUGUUCCAGAGCGGUGCAUCUUCCCUUGUGAGCUCAACAACAGGGUUUCCUUCGAAUGGAACGAUGACAGAGUCGGGCAAUCCCUUUAUGGGCUUGUCGCUCUUCUCUUCUCCAACAUCAGGAAAGUUGUUUACUGCAGCAGUCACAACGCUGCAACAAAAGCCUCCUGGUGAUGCGGGGGACCAACCCAAGGCUGACUGUGAGGCUGCUGAGGUUGCAGAGGCUGCAGAGGAACGCGAAGUAGACCAGGAUGCAGCAAACGAAGCUGAUGACGGAGAAUCUGCGGGAGAUGAGCCAACAGGGGAGGAGGAUGAAGAGGUGAUAUUCCGGGCUGACUGCAAGCUUUGGAAGCUUGUCAAACUUGAAGACGGAAAAGCCGAGGGCUGGCGAUGGCAGGAGCGAGGCUGUGGCAUCGUGCACAUCAACAGGCACAAGACCAGCGGAGCUGGUCGUUUGGUUAUGCGAAUGCGUGGUGUUUUGAAGCUCCUGCUCAACACACCAAUUUUUCCGACCACCAGGUAUGAGAAAGUUGGACAAAAGUCUGUGCGCUUCGUUGGUGUAGAUACCGAAGAGUCACAGAGCUGUCAUGGUGAGGUCGCGUUCUGUGCAUUUCGCUUGAACUUGCACAGCAGUGAUCAGCAGGGAAAGUUCCUGGCCGUCUUGCGAGAAGCUGUGAAAGCAUGA